Camelus dromedarius (Arabian camel) is the source of this 6079-nucleotide messenger RNA. It is a transcript of the gene RBFA, whose product is annotated as ribosome binding factor A. Gene Ontology annotation, biological process: rRNA processing. The transcript has 7 exons. Lineage: Eukaryota; Metazoa; Chordata; Mammalia; Artiodactyla; Camelidae. The coding region runs from base 43 to 1065 and encodes 340 amino acids. The record is from RefSeq and is a predicted model, not a curated record.
GGCCGCCCCCACGUCACGUCGCCCCGCGGACGCCUCCCGCUAAUGUCCGGUCGCUGGUCGCUGGCGGACAUGUGGCCGGUUCUCCAAGAACUGUUGAGGGUCCACGCGGGGCUCGUUUUGGGCGGCGCCCGAGGCUUGCAUAGCUCGCCGGUCUCCUGCCGCAAGAACCUGCUCAAGAAAUUUGCUUCCAAGACCAAGAAGAAGUUCUGGUAUGAAGGUCCUUCCCUGGGCUCUCACUUGACUUACAAGCCAUCCCAGCUGGAAUCCCUAGUGAAGAGCACCUCCAAGAGAGCCAGGAAGGAAGAUCACAUGCGCCUGAGGGCCCUGAACGGCCUCCUCCACAAAGCGCUGACGGGGUUUCUGUGUACCCCUGAAGUGAGCCAGGAGGUCUGCGACCUGAAUGUGGAGCUCUCCAAGGUCUCUCUGACUGCAGACUUCUCCGCCUGCCGAGUGUCCUGGAAGGCCAGUCUCUCUGCAGCUCAGAAUGCACACACAGAGGCCGUGCUGCAGAGGAGCGCUGCACACAUGAGGCAUCUUGUGAUGUCCCAGCAGAUCCUGAGGAACAUGCCGCCGAUUGUGUUUGUUCAGGACAAAAAAUACGCAGCAGUAGCCGAGGUUGAUCGGUUACUGGCAGUUGCUGAUUUUGGACCCCGUGAUGAAAAAGAAGAGUUGGUGCAAGAUGACUUUAGGGACCCCAAGGCCUUGGAUGCAGCAUUGCCGUGUGAUACCCCGGGCCCUGCCGUGCCCUCCAGUCUGUGUGGAAUUGACCACGAGGCCCUCAACCAGCAGAUCCUGGAGUACAAGAGGGGCCGGGGCCGGGGGGCCACCAGCCCAGCACGGCCAGAGCAUGUGGCUGUGCUGAUGAAGCAAGUGAGAAAGAGGAGGGCCCACCCCCCUGUGGACAAUGACCUUUCUCCCAAGAGCUUCCUGUUGGGGCUGGAGGGUGAGGAGCCCCUGGACGGCAGAAGGGCCCUUCCUGAGGAGCACGGCCUGGGGUGCGAGUGGGGGCUCCCGGGAGCGGAGCAGGAACUGGAGGCAAAGGGAAAGGAUCGAGGUGACUGUUAGGGGUCAUGGAGGGAGAGGGUCUUGACCAGAUGCCCGUGUGCACAGGGCAGGAACUGGCCUGGAAGCCCUCGUGUAGGGGUGGUCUGAGCCCUUUUCCUUGUGUUACUGUGAGAAGAGGCAUGGGCUGUGGAAAGUGUAAAUAGCUCUUGGAUCCACGCAGUGCAGUCAGUCCUCGUUAUCCGGGCUUUGUAUUUGAAGGUUUGUCUGCUUACGUGUGACAGAGCAGGGCUUUGCAGCCACCCGGCCCUACCCCGCCAUGCUGGAGCUGAAUGACCUCUCUGCUCCAUUUCCUGGUGGUCUGGAUACUAAUGGCAUCUGUUCAGGGGUUGCUGGGAGGGUUGCAGGGUCACGUGUAUGAAAGCACUUAGCAGAGCCUUGCAUGCAGAGGGCCCUCAUCUUGACGCCACCUUCCUAGGAAUUUGGUUUCUGUGACAAGCUAAGGGAAGGAGGGGUAAUUGACUCGUUGGUGGAUGUGCGCAUAACCUGCUUUGUGAGGCCAUGCAGAGCCGGACGCAGGUGCUCCUGUUUGAAGCUGGUGGCCCUGCAGACGUGGCAGAAUUGUGCACAUGGCUGGGUUUUCAUGUCCCGUGACAUCCCAGACGACAGGAGCAGAUCAGAGUCCUGCCUGUUUGAGGUAGAAUGUGUUCAUCAGUACCCUGGGGUGCCAGCGGUAAACCUGAAGAGGUUACGUGCGGACAGCUCUGAGUCCAGAAGUAAGUCCUGUUGGGAAGGCAGAGUAGGCAGUCCUCCACUCUUAGGGUUGAGCACACCUGUGUGGCUGUCUGCAUUACUGUGGGUACCAGAUGGCUCUGGAUUUGAAUAAAACUCGAACAGGAACCUGAAGAGACACAAAUGGUUUUCAUCCUGAAACGUGAAGCCUAGUGUGAUUGUACAGAGCAGGCUCCUUUUAACCUCCUGUGCUGAGAGUCCCGAGCUGCCACUUGUCCCGAGGGCUGUAGGAUCUAGGGGGAGAUGGGGCUCAGGUACCCUGGGGUUGGGGUAUGGAGGAGAUGGAAAGAGGCAGCAAAUCGUCACACAGCCUAAGGCCAGCGGCCAACAGAAGACCCAUCAGGUCCCACUAAGGACUUUUUAGUCUCCAAGCACCCCUCCCCAGCAAGUCUCACUUGCAGUCCUCCAGCCCCACAUGCUCAGAUACAGUGCCUUGUUUUUCUGGAUGCCUCCUGGGUGUUUCUGGUUCUCCUUUCUUGCCAGGCUGAAAUCAAAACUCACACACACGCCCUUAGAGUCUGAAGAAAAGACGUCUCAGUUCUACGUGAAAAUUCAUAGCACUGCAGUGGCAUUCAUGUUAAAGAAAGCAUAUGUCUUCUAUUUUUUAAAAAAAAGUUUGUUGGGGGGGAAGUAAUUAGGUUUAUUUAUUUAUUUAUUUUCAGAGGAGGUACUAGGGGUUGAACCCAGGACCCUGUGCAUGCCAAGCACGCACUCCACCACUUGAGCUUUACCCUCUCCCAAACGUGUAUCUUCUGCUGCUUCCAUUGGGAGGAGCAGAAUUCCAGCUCUCCAAGAUCUCAGGGCACCUUCCUUCCCAUUGUAACCUCCCCCUCCACCCCCGUGCAGUGUGUGAGUGCAGCUGUCUCGAUAGCCUCCCCUGCCACUGGACCUUGGUUUCUGAAACUUUGAAUCUUGGUGAGACAAGGGUUGGGGGCAGGAACUCUGCAGAUUGGCCCAUCUCCUUCCAAGAUUUUGGCCACACAUGAUAUCAGGAGUGAUAGUCCAUUUGCCAGGUGCAGAGGGCAGAUGGGAGGCACUGUCAGGUCCCCUGGGUGCUGCAGGUGCUUGAGGCCUCUCCUCUAGAAACAUCCAAGCAGCAGCAGCUUGUACUCAGCUUCUUUCCCUGGAAAAACAGGCACUUUGCAGGACAUGCUGGCGCAGGAAGCGGUUCUGACUCACGGCCUUUGGGCACCUCACUUUACCCUCCACAAGGUGCAUGCAGGUGAUCAGGCCAGGUAGGAGACUGCACUUGCCUUCACAGCUCUGAGGAACCUUUGGUGGAAGCUGGAUGGGGACACCUCCUGCCACUUAACCCCAGUGAUGUGCAGUCAUUGUGAGGCUGCUGCUGAGAUCAGAACCCAAGUGUUCUGGUAAAUAAGGAAGCAAUCUAGUUUCCAUCUGUUUUUUAAAAAUAAGUUUUCAGUGACUGAAGGGAGAAAAUUGUAGCCUACAGUAUUUCAUUUAGUUCUGGAUAACACUCCCCAGUUUUAUAGAAUGAGUGUCCCUGCAACACUGAUUUCUGUAAGGAUUUUCAGAUUCCAUUAUGCAUAGCGCAUCUCAACACAGAGCAUGAGGUUAUUAGGUACGGGGUUUGAAAGGAAGAAUGCAUAUAGAAGGGACUUUCAAAUGUCCAUUAAAGCCUCUUCAAUCAGCCGUAAACAUGAAAUUCCCCUGUGUGCCUCCACUCUGCAUGCAGAUGGCUUGUUCACUGGCUCUGGAGAAGUGCUUGAUGCAGGCUCUGCAGAGGUAAGUCAGAGAAAUGCAGCAGGGAGAUGCCUCUGCAGCUGGCACACCUUCCAGGGGCUGAGAACCUCAUCAGAAGAGCAGCCGACUGUGUUCGUAUCAUGGUGACUGGCAUGAUGGUGGCAACCGCGUUGGAUAGGCUGGUCUUUCCAUCUGAAUGAGUUGAAUUCCGGAUGUCAGUCCCUGCUCAGGCCCAUGACUUGCAGAUUGGCACUGGGCUGGUUGCCUGCAUCACAUGUCAUUGGGGAAAGAGGGUUCAGGGGAGUCAGCACCCCCUGCAGCUCCCACACUCAACUACUGGGUCUUCUAGGCCAGUUUUAUUAGAGUACGUUAAUGUCGGUCACAAAGCAAGGAGUAAUUGUGUCUGAGUGUAUCUUGGUUACCAGAAAGGGAACCGCAGAGGAAGACCCAGUGAGAAAUGACAAAAGAUGCACCGCAGAGUCUUCCUGAAUGCUACCUGUGUAAACUUGCAGAGCCUGACACUGUGCUACAUAUAACCUCUGUUGGGUGCCUGGGUGUUCAUGUCUGUGUGAGUGCCCAUAUGCAAGCAUGUGUGUGUGUCUGUGUGCCUUUGUGUGUGCUUGUGGGAGUGCCUGUGCACAACCAAGGUCUUAUGGCACAACUUUCAUAACAGGCAUCCUUGCCUCGCCAUUGCCACCAGUGUUUGUCUAGUGGGUUUGGCUCCAUCUCAGGAAGCCUCAGACCCUAACCCAUAAAAGUCGGAGAAAACAGGGCUUGAAGGUGGGGUCCUAUAUUGUUGCAAAACUGUAGAAACACACUGGAGGCUUCUACUCUUCCAUAACAAAAUAAUAACUUUCAAGAAUGUCCUGGUGAGCAGCAGUGUCUGGAUCCCUCUCUGGGGCUGUGGUAACAACUAGGAUCCAGACCUAGACAGAAUGGCUACCCUGGCCCCUGGGUCUCAUGAGGAUCUGGCCCUUGUCCAUUUGUGAUAAGGUGGUGGGUGUGAAGGGUGUCUGAAAAUUGGGAGAAGGAUUUUGCUGAUCUUCAGCAGAGACAACCUACAACAAGGGGAUAAAACCUCCACAAAAUGGCAAACUCUGGGAAAGGGAGAGAAUCUGAUUUCCAGAGUUACAUGUUUCUGGAUUCAUAUGUACAGUUUUCAACAACAACAACAACAACAAAGUCACAAGGCAUACACAGAAACAGGAGAGUAUGGCCUUUUCAAAAGAAAAAAAAAUCAGAAACUGUUCCUGAAAAAAGAUCUAAUGGUAGAAAAAUUAGACAGACUUGAAAACAGCUGUCUUAAAGAUGUUCAAAGAACUAAAGGAAGAUACAGAGAAAGCCGAGAAAGUGAUAGGUGAACAAAAUGGAAAUAUCCAUAAAAAGAAACCAUAAAGAAAUCUGGAGCCUAAAGGUAAACUAACCGAGAUGCAAUAGUAGGAUUCAAAGGCAGGUGUGAGGAGGCAGAAGAAUCAGAAGACUUGAAGAUAAUGGAAAUUAUUAAGUCUGAGGAACACAAAAAAGAUUGAAGAAAAGUUAAUAGGGCCUAAGGGACCUGUGGGACUCCAUGAAGAGAAGCAACAUACGCAUUCUGAGAGUUCCAGAGGUUGAAGAGAGAGAAAGGGCUAGAGAGAAUAUUUGAAGAAAUAAUGUCUGAAACUUGCCCAAAUUUGAUGAAACAUCCAGAAAACUUGAGCUCACUAGACCUGUCCUGCAAGAGAUACUCUAAGAGUCCUGCAAGCGAGAUGAAAGGCCAGGAGACAGUAACUUGAAGCUGUGUGGAGGAAUGAAGACCUCAGUCAGGGUUGUUAACACGGGGCAAGUAUAACUUUUUAAGGCAAAAACAAUGGUUCUUAGGUGCACUUUUUGUUUUCUAUAUUAUUUAAAAGACUAAUACAUUAAAAAAAUUAUUAGUCUAAAGGCUAGUAUUAGUGUAACUCCACAUUUUGUUUUCUACAUAAUUUAAGAGACUAAUGCAUUUAAAAGAAUUACUAGUGUAUGCUUAGGGGCACACAGUGUAUAAAGAUGUAUUUUUGUGAUGUUGACCAACAGCCAGAAGGGGUGGGGUGGAGCUGUUAAAUGAAUGUUUUUGUGUUACUGAAAUUAAGCUAGUAUAAAUUCAGAUUAGAGUGUUAUAACUGUGGAGUGUCAGAUAAAAUCCGCAAAGAAAAUAGCUAUAGAAUAUAUAUAAAAAGAAAUGAGAAAGGAAUUUAGAUGUUUUGCUGUUAAAAAAUCAACUUAAACACAAAAGAUACUGAUGCAGGAAAUGAAGGACAAAAAAAGCUACAAGGCAUAUAGAAAACAAACAGCAAAAUGACAGAAGUCUCUCCCUGUCUGUAGUUACUUUAAAUGUAAAUGGAUUAAAUUCCUCAGUGAAAAGACAGAGAUUGAAACAAUGAAUAAAAAAAAUUAUCAAACUAUAUGCUGUCUUCAAGAGAUUUACUUUAUAUCCAAAUACAUAAAUAGAUUGAAAGUGAAAAGAUGUAAAAAAAAUACUCCAUGCAAACGGUAACCAAAGGGUAGCAGGGGUGAGUAUAAUAAUAUCAGAUAAAAACUUAUCUUAAAAAAAAAAAGAUUACAA